Molecule: messenger RNA, 13791 nt
Organism: Girardinichthys multiradiatus
Lineage: Eukaryota; Metazoa; Chordata; Actinopteri; Cyprinodontiformes; Goodeidae
Product: dynein heavy chain domain-containing protein 1
Exons: 44
Coding region: 118-13599 (4493 amino acids)
Biological process (GO): microtubule-based movement
Cellular component (GO): dynein complex
Molecular function (GO): minus-end-directed microtubule motor activity; dynein intermediate chain binding; ATP binding
Source: RefSeq, a predicted model, not a curated record
GUUGCCGUGGUUCGCCCACAACUUCUUCCUGAGCAGAAAUUUCAGAGACUGCAGCAAUGCAAGGUCUAUUUUGUUACUCUCAAACCAGCUAAUGGUAUACUCAAACAAAUCAGUGGCAUGUUUCAUUCCACCUCAAAGGAACGAUCCCAUGAUGGAUCUUCUCAUAUGUGUCAUACAGACAAAUCAAAGUCCAAAGUUAAGAAAAAGGCCCACUCCCCUGAAGUUACUUUACCACCUUUAUUCUCUGAGACAUGUCUCUCAGCAUCCCUUGGCUCAAAGGGCCUUUUCAGUCCCACAUCCUUUCUUAAAAACAUUCAGUCUGACAAACCUGUGUCAUUAAUGGAGCUACCUCAUCUUAUUGGUCAAGUGGGUUCAGAGAGAGCGAUAGCUGAGGCAAAAUGGGCUGAUGGACCUCGACUAAUGGCUUCUGCCUUGGCAGCUGACAUCCCCUUUGGAGUCACUCAGCUGAAAGCAGAGAGUCUUGGAGGGAAUGAUGAAUCGGUAGAUGUACCAGCAUGUAAGGGCAAAAGGAAACUAAAGGACAAAAAAGCAAUCAAACUGAGCAAAUGUCCUCUGACUGGCACAGAGGUUGUUCAGAUGCUUACAGAGAAAAGAGACACAGAAGAACUGUUUUUCCUCAAAGAAGUGGAUGUGGAUGCUUACAGACCUUAUGACCUGCAAGUGGUCCAUGCCAAAGAUGCUGGUUCUGAGCACUACAUUUUCUCCCCUAAUUCUGUACUUCACAUGACAGCAACAGGCUUUGGUGGAGUUGUCAGUCUUGCAGAGUGGUACAGAGAGUAUGCACUGUGGACAGCUUUACAGGAGAUACAUUUUUUCAGAAAUUUCAAAGUGCAAAAAGCGUUUUCCAGCUGGCGUAAGAUUGUACGCAUGAUCCAUUUUCAGUGCAAGUGUGACAGACUUCAGGAUCUGCUUCUUGUAGCUGUACCUCAGUUCAGAACUGCUCUUCAUCUGUUAUCUGGAGUCAUUGAGGAGCUACAAGGAAUAAGCUGGAUGCCUUUGGAUGACUUUGAAACCUUGUCAUUGCUAGAGUUCCACAAAGUACUGAAAAUGAAAAACAAAGAGUGUCUUCUGACUCUACAGAAGUUAUCUAAAUACCAUGCAGCUCUUCUGAAUGCGGUAAAAGACAAGAGCUAUGAAAAUCACAAGGAGCUCCAGAUGCAACUAAAGCUUGCCAAAAAGAUGAAUAGAUCUUCUGAACCCAUUCACCUGCUCUUGGCCCACCGGCAUAAGCUGAAGAAACAACUGGACCAGUCCGAAAGCAUCUUAAAGAAACUGGGAAACUUUGCAGCACUCGUUCAUCAGAUGAUUGUACACAGUCUUGUUACCGUUGUCCAGCAAGAUGCCAGGUCUUUACUUGCAUGCUUAAAGAGAGUUUCAUCUCAGCAUUGCAGUGUCUUCUACACUAAACUGUGUUUUAGUGCUAAUAGUCAGCUAACCAUUGACCCACCAAUCUGUGAGUUUUACAAAAGACUGACCAAAUCUUUCCUGGGGUCUGGCAACACCAUUGUUCAGAUGUGUGACAAUGUAGGAUUCUUCCUGGAGAUCAGCAAUGAAGUGUGUAACUCGGAUCAGAAUUUAACCUCUGACCUCAGUUGUAUUAAAUGUUCUAUAAUGACAGGAGCAAACACAGUUAGAAUGAAUGAUCAACCAAUCAGAGGCCAAGAGUUGCCUUCUGAAUCAACAUUGUUGAUGGUGCAAAGCAAAUCGUUGAAUGGCUGCUACUAUCCUCUUUCCAAAGCUAAGUUAGAGUGGUAUAUCAACAACAAUGAUGUUACAAAACAAGUUGAGACUGAGCAAGCCAAGAUCAUGCAGGACACUGAAUUAGAAAUAGAGCAGGUGUGUAAGAGAUAUACAUGGUUGAAGGACAUCCAUUUGUUCGUCAGUCAGUGGAGUCCAGCUUCAUUGGAAUCCAUGAAGGGUCAGCCUGCGUCUGUGUAUGAGGAGCACAUUAAAAUGCUGGAUCACUGGGCUCAAAGAAUCCACACAGUGAACCCAUCAACUUGUGCAUCCAGCCAUCUGAUCGUCAUCAAUUCUACCAACACGAAGGAAACUCUGCUGCGGCAGCUUAUCCUAAUUAAGGAGCAAGUGCUACAGCUACUUGUUGACCAGACGAAGAGGCAUUCAGAAAGCCUUAUAGCUGACUUGGAGAGGAUGACCGCUGAACUCAAAGCAGAACCAGAAGAUGUUCAUGAAUUCUCCAAAUACGCUUUUACAGUCAGGCAGUUUAUGAAAAAGUUGGCUGACAUGCAGAGCCAUUUGGAAUACACUCUCUCUCUUCGUGACACGAUUUGCAUGAGUUAUAGGAAGAUGACUGAGCAGGAGCUGACUUUGGAAGAAAAGAUGCUGGCAUUGUGGGAUAAAUUUAUUCCCCUCCUAAAGCAGGCAGAUAGCCUUCUGUCCCAAAGCCUUCCUCCUGUGGCCAAUGCAUUGGACACAAUGUUCUCAUUUUUGGUCUGUGAUCUUAAAAACAUAGUCUUUAAGGCCACCUCUGGGCCUUUCCUUGACCCGAGUCAGAAUGCCAACGAGAUGGUUUCUAACCUAAAGUACAUGUGUGUACAUGUGCAGACCCUAAGCACAAAGCUUGAGGAGCUUCACAGCAGCAGUCAACGCAUGCAAGAGCAACAACUGGAUCUAACUAUUCUGGCAGCAGAUGUCCAGAAAGUCACAGCCCGUGAAGAGCUGUGGGAACUUAAAGCAGAGUGCACUGCAUGGAUGGAAGAGUGGAAUCAACUACCACUUAGUGAGGUUGUGGUGUCACAAGCGCAGGAAAAAAUUGCCAUCUGGGAAAAUCAAACACUUUCUUUGACCCGUAUUAUCCCUGCUGCUGAUUUAGUCCUGAAGGAGAUUUCAGGAGUCCUGGAAAGCUUAAAGUACCAGGUUGAGAUCUUGGCACAGCUGAAGAGUUCCAUGCUUAGGGAGAAACACUGGGAAAUUAUAUUUCAAGGCAUAGGCCUCCUGGAUGUCCGAGAGAAAACAGUGACUGUUGGUCGUUUCAUGUCUGGAUUAAUGUCCGAAUGCCACCGAGAACUAAUUCACAAGAUAUGCAGGGAGGCACAAAUGGAGUGGGAUUUAGAGAAGGGCUUCCAAACAAUUUGUUUAAGAUGGAAAGAGAGACUCUUUCAGCUGGAAGAGUUCGCUGUCCCUGCUUGCUCUCACUGUGAGGCUCAGAAUGGAUUGAACAAAGAAAAGAUGCUCACAGAAUCCUCCCUUUCCACUGUUCAAAUGACCUGUCAAUGCUCCUGCAAUGAUGCCAGAUUCACCAUCAUCGGUCUAGAAACACACUUUGCUGAGAUACGAAAGGAUUUGAUAACACUUUCCAUCAUGUUGAAGUCUCCACACAGUGUGGAGUUCAGGCUGCAGUUAGAGGAUUUGGUUAAGUCUCUAAAAGAUCUUGCUAAGCUGCUUGAUUUAUUUGAAAGAUACCAGCAAAUAUGGGCCUUCCUGACAAAGACAUUUAGAAAAACAUCACAUAAUGACCAACGAUUAGAUCUGCUAAAGUCUUUUCAACAAGUUGAUGAUGCUUUUAAAAACAUUAUGCACUCAGUCUCAAAAGAUCUACAUGUGUGGAACUUUGUUUGCUCUGAGAUGGAUCACAAACAUGAUGGUCAUAGCCUUUCCAAGACUCUCAUGGACGGUUUGUUUGUAAUGGAAGGCAUUUCCCACCAAAUGGAUAAUCUUUUUCAAACCUUUCGUGAGCAGUUUCCAAGACUCUGUUUCUUGAGUGAGAGGGAGAUAAUACAGCUACUGUCUUUUCACCCAUUGGUAUUAAAACAACAAUGCUUUUUACGCAAAUGCUUCAAAGGUGUACAUCAGCUUGAAGUGGAGCAUAAAAGAUUGUCCAAUACAAGUAAUCUGAAGAGCUUUAGACCUUCAUCUGAAAAUCCCGAAGAGAUGAACGUUCUGGGUGUUUUUGGCAGCCUCCAGGAACACAUUGCUUUUCAGCCUUCUCUGGGUCCAAACCCUGAUAGCCUGGUUUGGCUAUGUGCCUUUGAGAAACACUUGAAAUUGUCAAUGGUCAAGCUCAUAAAACAAUGUGCAGUGCUGAGAAGCCAGCUUGAAUCAAUCAGUGAAGAUUUAACAUACAACAGUACAGUAGGCCCUCAGUCGUGCAACGCAGAUAAGCUGGAAAAUGCCCACCCUUUGUUAGAGUUGCUUUUGGAUUUUCCACUUCAAUGUCUGCUGGUGGUUGAGGAGACAUUCUGGUGCCGAGGUGUUCUGCAGGCUUUAAAACAAGGAAGUCGACUAAAGUUGAGCAAUCUCAAGACAUACAACUCUACAAAACUGAAGAUCCUCUGCAAUGUGAUCAGGAAUAGAGUCCUAGGCUCCGAAAAUAAAUCUUUGAUUUCCAAAUAUGCAAUGAUGUGUUUGCAUGCUUUGGUACAACUUGCAAUGAAUCAUGGACAGCAGCUAUCUCGACUCAUGAACCUACCAGGGGUGCUUGAGACAUCUUUCGAGUGGCUAAGCACGAUGAAGUAUCAUAUCAACUCAGAAGAUGAGAUUCUGGAAUGCAGAGAUAAUCCAUCAUGUUAUGUGGAUGUUUUGAACCACCAUUUCCAGUAUGGCUUUGAGUAUUAUGGACCAGAUGACUGGUUGAUGGUGCAUACUCCCUCAACAGAAAAGGCAACUCUUGGGAUUGUUCUUGCUCUGACAAGGUACAGGUCUGGGUUUGUGAGUGGACCUUCCAUGUCUGGGAGAACACAUACUGUAAUCCAGUUGGGGAAAGCACUCGGACAGCUGGUUGUGGUAAGGCAGUGCUCCCCAAGCAUGGGAUCUGCUGUUGUUCAGCGUAUGUUGCUGGGUGCCAUUCAGGCAGGAGUGUGGCUUUUGUUGGAAUCUGUGGACUUACUUUCACAAGGUGUCCUUUCUGGACUAGGGCAGCUUCUAAAUGACAUACACCAGUACUACUUGAAUCUACAAAGAAAUAAGAAUCAAAGGCUAAACAAGGUGCCAGAGUGUAAAACUGCAGCCAGGGUCACAGGUUGCAUAAACAUUUCGGAUCCGGAAUGCUGUUUUGAGCUUUUAGGGAAAAUAAUCUUUCCCAACCCAAGCUAUGGAUGUGUUGUUAGCUCAUCAAAUCAGUAUGCAUCAAAGGUUCCAGACAGCCUGCGAUUUGCUGUCAGACCUGUUUCAUUGGCACACCCAGAUUACAGAAUAGUUGCUGAAGUGACCCUGGCUUCCAUUGGUUUCUUAGAAGCAAUGUCUUUAAGUCAUCGUCUGGUGUGCCUGAUCACCAUGAUCAAAGAUUCUGAAUGCCUGCCUGAUUUAUUCAGCGACGAUCAAAGUUGUUUUCUUGUUGUCUUGCAAAAGAUCAUCUCUGCCUCAGAAAUAUACUUACACCAUGCUGUUAGUCAGCGAGAAACGUCUGUUCAGCCUAAAGUAAUGGCUGCUGAACACAGUGAGCUUUUGUCUGUAGAAAGUUUGUCUGACAAACAUUUUGGGGAAGACAGAAAAGAAACUACAAAGCUUCCAAAGGUACAAAGUUCUCAGCUCUCUGUUAUACAGGCUUUGAUGGAGGAAACAGCGAUUGUCAAAGCCAUUCUUUCUGUCUUGAUACCUGAGCACAAGAAAGCCUCACAAUUCUGCACCAUUCUCAAGGAUACAUUUCCUAUAGUGUCUCAGUUUCCAGAUUAUAAGAGAUAUAUUCAAGAUAGAGAGAAAAAUCAACUUCAAGAUGCAGUUGUAGAAGAACUGAAAGAAGCACACCUCUAUUGCGACAUGGAAGUAAUAAACCAAGUCCUUACUCUGUACCAGGCACUGAAGUUCUCUCAAACAGUCAUUCUUACUGGCCCCUCGGGUAAUGGGAAAACAACUUGUUACAGCAUUCUGGCUGGGGCACUAAAUAGACUGGCUAGCACAAAUGUUGUACAGGGAACAAAGGGUAUAAAUAACAGAGAUACCUCACAUGUAGAUCCACAGAUCCCUGCAUUGAACUGGUGCUAUGUUGACACUUUGGUCCUGUUUCCUAAUGCUAUGUCACAUGAUGAGCUAUUUGGCUGUUCCUGUGAAAAAACACAAUGGAAAGAAGGAGCUGUCACAAAAGUGCUUAAAGAUUCAGGACGAUGUGAUCUAACGUGUUUUGAGAUCUAUAAAAAUGAGAUAGACAGCAAAGAGACAUCAUUAGUGAAGUGGUUGGUAAUGGAUGGAGAGCCCGUGGGUCAGCCUUGCUGGUUAGAUUACUUAACCACACUGUGCAGUUCCCCGGAUCCACAUCUGUGUCUGUCAUCAGGUGAAACGGUGUUAUUACCGUCACAACUGAAUCUACUCUUUGAGAUGACUGACCUACAAGAUGCAAGUCCCUCCACUGUGACCCGCUGUGGCCUUGUUUAUUUCACACAGACUGAUCUGUGGAAGGCCAUAUGGAGGAGUGAACUGGAUGCUCUCUCGACUGAGUAUAAACUGGAUCAAGUAGUCCAGAAAAUGUGGAAUCGAAUGGCAAACGACCUUUUCGCCAACACGCUGAGUUUUCUUGGGCAACAUGCUUUAACGUCUGCCAAUCAUUUUGAAAGGGGGUCAUGUAGAAACUAUGGCAUACAAGAAAUCACAUCGUUUGUCAGGAUCCUGCGAGCUCUUCUGGAACAUUUUGUAAAGGAACUACAAAAACCAAACACAAUACUUCAAAAAGACAAAAGAGGGGGAACCAAUCAACCAAGCACCAAUGGUCAAGAGGAAGGAGAGCUGUUCACCAGAAACAUCUUCUUGGUGGCUUAUGUUUGGGGAUUUGGUGGACAUUUGCACUCUCGGCAUUGGCCACAAUUUGACUUGUUAGCUCGCCAAGUGCUGUUUGCUUCCAGGUACAAAAUUCAAGUUCCAGAUGAAGACAGUUUAUUUCAACACUUUAUUGACAAUAACAGUAAAAGGUCUCCCAGUGAAACACACUUAACAGAUUUCAUCACCCCAAAGUUUUGGGCAUACCGGCAUCUUCUGAACUUAAUGUUGGAGGCAAACCAGCCAGUGUUACUUGCAGGAGAGCCAUGUUCUGGGAAAACUACUCUGAGCAACAGAUUGUUAGGUUUUGAUCAGCCUUACAUUAACCUUGCAGCAAGUCAACUCCUGAGCUCUAGAGACCUGCGCAUCAUACUAAAAAGUAUCUGCACCCAGAGGAACUGUGAAGAUAAUGUGUGUUCAACAAAAAAACAGCCAAGUCUACUUCUGUUUGUGGAUGAUUUGCAUGAAGCCCCCUGUGAUGUGUUUGGAAAAGCAUCAACAGCUUUGGAGACACUACGUCAAAGUAUGUCAAAGGGAGAGGUUCUGACAUUUGACUCCUACGUUUUUGAGUCUCUGGGUUCUGAAGCUGUAAGCUAUUUGGCUACGACUAAUAUCUCCAGACUGGAUGAUCUUGGGAGUCAUGGAAUAUCUUUACGACUUUCACGACUCUUCUCCAUUUUUGUGCUCCCUAGCCUAUCCCAAGAUGCUUUUUUGUUUUUUAAUACCCCAAGGCUAAAAAUGUGGCUCAGAGAAAUGCCACUAACUUGCAGUGCUGAGGAAAUGUCAAACUGUAUCAUCACUGCAACUAAAAAUCUUUAUGAUGCUGUAUGUGACCAGUUUCAGCCCACUGCACAGAGGCCCUUCUUCUUAUUUUCUCAUCAUGACAUACAGAAGGUGUUUUCAGGGAUGUACCUGUGGAACCACGGCAUCUUAAACACAGAAACCCAGAAAGACAAACACUUACCUGCAGGCUCUCCACCAUCCCCAUCAUCUGCUUCAGUAGCACUUCUUAACAUAGUACAUCUCUGGAUGCAUGAGUGCAUGCGUAUCUUCAGUGAUAGGCUCUGCUCAGAGGAUGAAAUGAAUAUCAUUCUGUCACUCGUUGGCAGGACAGCAGCAACCCAUUAUGGAUGUCACUUUAUGGAAGAAACUCAUAUGGACACAUUGGAAGUUGAAGAUGUUCAAACGUUACUUGUGGAGACUGAAUGCUUUUCUCAUGCAGUAGGUCAGAAUUUUGAUGCUACAAAUCUGCAUCAAGGGGAGGGUCUAGCAGGACUGUCUGGCCUUCAGAAAGUCCAUGCAGAAUCUAGAGAUUUUUCCACAGAGAAGUCAAGCCUAAAAAGUCACACUGUCCAACCAGAGAUGUUUAAGUACAUGGAGGGAGAAAUGACUAGGCGUGUGUAUGCUCCUGAGCUCUUUGAGGCCUCGAAAUCUGUGAAGCAGCAGCAAAACAUUAAAGAUAGUUGCUUGUAUCAGCAGCAAGACUUUGAUGUACUACAGCAAAAGCUGCGUGCAUUUAUAGAUAGAGAAGUCAAUGAUGUCGAUAACAUAAGCAGAUACAUUGUGCACAGACAGGGUAUGAGUCAGCUACUACACAUCCUCAGGGCUUUGCUCCUACCUGGAGGUCAUGGAGUACUGAUUGGCUCAGAAAGGAGAACAGGGCGUAAAACUGCCGUACGUUUAGCUGCCCACAUCACAGGUUAUCAGUUAAUUGAGUUAGAUUCUAGUAAUGAGACCGAGUUCCAUGAAAUCCUAAAACGAGCAAGGAAUAAAACCAAUAUGGAUGGAGUUAAAGUCAUCAUACUGGUCCAUGAAAACAUCAGUCCACCUGUGAGAGAAGAAUUACUGAUGGUAAUGGCACAGAAGGCCUGCUCAGUGCUUUACAGAGAGGAAAAUCUGAGUAGCCAUGUUUUCAGAGUGACUUCUCUGAAAGAACCAAGGCAAUACCUGAUGAACAGCUGGAUAAAUGAAAAGUCUUUGGUUGGAGAUUACAAAAAUGUCCACGUGUUCCUGCUGAUGCCUUUUACCAAAAUAGUAAACAGUGAAAUACCUGCAAACAAAGAAACACAGGGUUGGAGUGCACAAAUGGCCAAGGCCCUGAAGCUCAGCUGCUGUGUGGAAGUUUACCAGCCAUGGUCUAGUCAGUCUUUGGCAGAACUAGCUAUUCAAUGCCUCAGAAUGUGUCCUUAUGAAAUGACCAAAGUAUGCUCAGAGGAUAGUUUAUCUGCAGCCAUGACAGGAAUCCAUCAGUCUGCAUGCCAGCAUGCUUCGCUCUGCCUAAAAUCUCAGCCAUUCAGUCCUCCAACUUAUCUGGAGUUUAUCGCCUGCUUUGGUUACCUUUGCAACAAACUGCACAACUGCUGGCAAAGCAAACACGACAGAAUUGCUACUACUCUGACUCGUUUGGAUGUUGUGAACAACAGAUCUGAACUGUGUAAAGUACAUUUAAAACAACUACAACAACAGAUUGAUGAAACACGGCAGCUUGACAAAGAGCUCCUGGGAGUUUUAGAAGAGAAUAAGAUUCAGCAUGAAACAGCUUUGGAGAGAUGUGCUGCUGGGGAGAGCAAACUGAAUUACCUAGAAGAGCAGAUUGCACAGUCUGAAAAUCUGAUAAAACCAGUUUUCCUGUCAGGCCUCAAGAUUCUGAAUUGUUUGAAUCCGUCUGACCUGGAGGAGGUGCGUCACUACAGAGAUCCACCAGAUGGGGUGGUGAAGAUCAUCGAUGCUAUAUGUUUGAUGUUUAACCGUCCAGCAGGCUGGGAGAGUGCCAAGCAGCUUCUUGGACAGCCCGACUUUUUUCAGGAGCUGGAAUUCUUUGACCGCACCAGUUUGACAAAUGAGCAGCUGCAGCAGCUUGGACAGAUAGUUCAGAGUCCUCAGUUUGUACCAGAGUCCGUGCGAGAGGUCAGUCAUGCCUGUGAGUCCCUGUGCCGAUGGGUUCAGGCUGUGUAUGAGUACUGCUGUAUGCAGCAUAACCUGUUGGUCAAGCAACAGUUGGAGGUUCAAGCUGGAGAAGUACGAAGUCAGCUGCACUUGUUGAAGCAGCUAGAGAAGGAGGCCAGCAAGUGUUUGGAGGACAAGGAGCUUCAGCUUCAAAACAUUCGAAAUAGGCUGGAGGUCCUUAUGCGUCAGCUGUACAAAGCUGAGAACCAAGAAGAAGAAGCUACUACAUGUGCUGUGCAGGUGGAUAUGCACUUUCAAGACUGGAGGACUGCGUUUCAGGAGGCAGAAUUGCGUCGCCAGAACAUACCCGGCGACGCCCUUAUUCUUGCAGCGACCAUCUCGUAUUUAGGGCCAUUUGGGGCUGCUUCUCGAACAGAACUAUUAAGCAAGUGGAGGGAACUUUGCUGGACUGGAAGUAUCAACAUGAACCCCAAGGACCUCAGAACCUCCCUGUUUACUGACGUAGGCGCAGAAUCCAUUUCUCCUGCUCCUGGUUUUCCCAUCGCUGUGACUGAGAGGCUGCAGCUGCCUCUUGGUUGGAUUUUAGGGAUGAACGAAUGGCAGCUUGAGGAUACUCUGUCAAGCAGACUUGUGGUUAAGCUGUUGCUAUGGGGCUAUAACAAGACCUGUGUUCCCCACUGGCCUCUUUUAUCAGACGCCGACCAACAUUUAGAAAUAAGCUCUCAAAAGGGGUUCACUACAGGUGAGAGUGCAAUGCUUGAGAAGGAGUUGAGGUUUGAGUUGGUGCUGUGUGCAGAUGAUUUGGAGCUCCUUGAUAAGUUGGACUUUGCUGCUGAGAAAGGAUGGAAAGUACUAGUUACUAAUGUGGAACGUGCAAAACCUACUUGGGAGUUUCUAGCAAAAUUGGUGCGUCCUAGCCGAUCUUGCUUUCAUGGACUACGGCGGCCUGUUCAUCCAGAUUUCUGCCUCUUCCUCAGCACCCCUCUGUCUGUUAGACUGAUUAGCAGUGGGAUCGAUCCGUCCAUCUUGGCUCAUGUACAUGUGGUUGACCUCUCUCUGAGCUCAGAAGAGAUCCAGGAGCUGAUGCUGACACAGCUGCUGCAAUCUGAGUGUAGAGAGCUGCUGAAUCAACACACGCGACUCCAGAAUUACAAUCAGCUUCUGCAGGCGAAACUGGUCUCAGCAGAGGAAGCAUUGAUGGACUAUAUCUUGCAAUCUGACAGCUUGCUGUUCAAAGAUUCACAUUUUCUUCCUCGUGUGGCUGUUUGUCAAGAAGAAAUGAAGAAGAUAAAGGCUGAGAUAGAGCAGCUAAGUGAAGAGCUGAAUUACCAUGAGUCCCUGCUGGCCUGCCCUCGACAGUUAAUGAAGCUGGCUGCUGCCCUCUACCAGACGCUUCAGGCAGUGUCCCGUCUUUCUCCUGCAUAUUAUUUUUCCCUCCAAGAUUUCAUAAAACUGAUGAAAGAGGCUUUCAGUGUAAAGGACAGGUCAUUAGUGUCAUAUACAACUGGGACAGCAGCACAGAGCAUUCUACCAGAGAUUAUGAACAUGAUGGUACACCAGCUGCUGAUACAGUACAGACCCUGUCUCUUUAAGAGACAUUUUGCUGUUUUGAAGCUGUUGGUGUCUCUGGCUGUUCUUGAGCACAAUCAGUUUUGCUCCGAGGCAGAAACAAUGGUCUUUCUCAGGGGUGUUGAAGAUAUGGAACAUAAUGUAACUGAGGUAAAAACUUCAGUUAGCCCCGCUGACACUGCUUUACUUUCCUCCAGUGACCUACCCAGCUGGAUACCUUCAAAUGUUUACUCAGAGCUUCUCUUCUUGGAAAAGAUCCCCUGUUUCAAGAGGCUGAUUGAUUCACUCUGCGCUUAUCCCACACAGUGGCAGGAAUACCUAUAUUCCACUUCCUCUACUGUAGUAGGGAACGUUCCCUGUUGCUCCCACUCUCACCUUACGUUGCUGCAGAGGGCUAUCCUUUGGAAAACCAUGCGUUCAGACUGCCUAGAGCAGCUAGGAGACUCUUUAAAUGCCUGCAUACACUGCCUGACUGCAAAAACACCAGCAGCUCCUCACUCUGGGAAUCCGGAGGUUCUUUCAAAAUAUUUAGCAGGGAUUGAUAGACCCAUCAUCCUUACAUUGCCUAACUCUGAUGGAGAUGUGCAGAUAAGCAUUCAGCCUCUUCAUCUCAUACAUCAGUUGGCCCACAAAGACGGAAAAAGUGAGGCCCAGGUAAAAGUAAUUUCUUUUGAGGGACUGUGCAAUAAAGAGCUCAUCCUUUCAAUGCUGGACAAAGCCAUUAAUGAAGGCCAGUGGCUGGUCUUUAACGACUGUCAUAUGUUGGAAAACUGGGAUGAUGAAGUGGUGGUCCGACUCAGUCAGCUAACAUCUUCCUUCAAAGAGGAAAAAGGUCUGAUUCAUCCGUGCUUUAGAUUGUGGUUUGUAUAUCAAGAAAAUGCUGCUGAAGCUUUACCAGCUGUGGUGAGGAUGUGUGCCCUACCGCUGUGCUGUGACACUCCCUGGGAUCUGAAGGAGGAGAUGAGUUGUUCCAUCCAGCAGGUUUUGUCAGUCAGUCUGCCUCAGUCAUGGUCAGAUGUUGCAGAUGACCACACAGAGGUGCUUCUCCGCUGUGCCGUCUUCCAUUCAGUUCUGGUACAGAGGCAGACUUAUAAAUAUUUAAGCUUUGGAAGAACGUAUCUCUGGACUCAAGAGGACCUCCUUACUUUAUUAGAUGCUUACAUUUCCUUUGCCAAUCAUUGCCACGAUACAUAUAAAGGUUUACACUACAUAGCAGCCAGAGUCGUUCAUGGUGGCCACAUAACAGACUCCACAGAUUCAGAGGUGGUGGAGAGUGUUGCCAGGUGUUGCUUUGCCUCAGACUCAUCCCUCUCAGGCAGUGGACCUUGCAUCCUUUCAGAUAUGAUCAGCAGUUGUGGCCAUUAUGAUUUAUCAGGACUGCUGCAAGUUUUGGAACAGCGUUUUCGGGAUAUAGCAUUCAGUGACCCGUUUUUGCUUGGUUUCAGUGCAAAUGUGGUCCCUGAAGUAGCCAAAAUCAAUAGCUACAAUUUAAACGUGCUUCUUCAGGCCUCCCAAACACCUUUAAGACCAGUGAGGAGUUUUAGCCCUAAACAGGAUCCGCCUGUCAAACUGCCAGCCUUUAUUAAAGCAAGAGAGAGACUGCAGGCUCUGAAGAAUUACCUCACACACAAGAAAGACAGCACCAUUAGAGAUGUGGGAGCUGCUUCUCGCCGUCCCCUUCGUGACUUCCUUGAGGCUGAAUGGGAUGAUCUCAUUGAUUUGGUAGCCUUGCUCCUCUCAAAUCUGCAGCAGCCUGUUCAGUACAAUUCGUCCUCCGCUUCUCUGGUAAAGUUCACUGACUUGUCUCAGUUGGAGAAGAGGGCACAGCUGCUCAGUGCUUAUCUUGGGCACGGCUGUGCUUCAGAUCCACCAGGUACUUAUCGACUGGCAGCUUUCAAAAAGCCCAGAGUCUUUCUGCUGGCGUUGAUGCAAGAGACCGCUCAAGAAAAUUCCAAAUACAUCAGUGAUAUAAUACUACAAUUUCAGGUUCUGCCUGAGAGCCUUACCUUCCUUCCUCCAGGUGACAUGUGUUUGUGUGGCUUGGAGCUGACAGGGGCAUCAUGGGACCCAGAGAUAGGAGCCCUACAGGACGCUGUCUCCCCUCGACCAUUUUCAAUGCCAGUUCUUUGUGUCAAGGCUCUAGUCAGGGCCACACACAAUCCAAUGCAUACUUUGCCUUGUAAAAGUUCAUAUUUAACAGAUAUAGGGAAUCUUCAAGCUGCACCGAGUCCUCUACAUUUACCAGUCUACCAUUGCCCUCUCUAUCUGAAUGAAGACUGUGAGAGCGAGACCUGGGGAUCGUGUGGUGUUAACAUAAUCACAAAGGUUCCUCUUCGUGCCAAGCUCAAUCCUGCUUUGUGUAGUUUGAGAAGGGUGAGAUUAGUUAGCACACUCUGACUCUUCAGAGCCGCUGCGGCUUCUAACCCAGAGUUAAGUGAUCAAGCAUCUGCUGUAUAUUGAAUUGAUUCUUGUAAAUUUAUGCAAAGUGUCAAAAUAUACAGUUACCAUGCAUUUUCUUUCUUUAAUUUUGUAUUAUUUUCUAUGGAGGGUUUCAUUAAAGUUCUUAUGUUAAAACUGGGAAUUUGUUAU